UAAUCCGAAUGGAUGGAAUGCAAAACGGACGCAUUAUGUCGGUCGUGUGACCUGUUUAUACUUAACUUUCCUGUUAACAGACAACCUUUACCCCUUCCACAUGAGGCAGACACAGACUCCUCAGUUGGACUUUGGGAAGCUGGUUUUCCCUCCCCAUUGUAUCUGGCUGAAGCAAGGCAGGCAUAAAGAGCAGCGAGCUGCACGAAUCCUGUCACUCACACCAGCAUCCUUUGGGAUAUCGGAGAAGGAGAAACUUGAAGAUUAUCUCGUGGGAUCUAAGAAUUACCAGAUCUCAUUCGGUCUUCUCUUUUCCUUCGGGAACCACUUUCUUUUCUCUUCUGUUCCCAUUACAACGUCCACAAUGUCCAUAUUCAUGGCGCCUUCUGCAGUUCCCACUGGAUGCGACCCUCUUUCCACGUUGUGUUCGGGCACAAACUGCCUCGUUCCUCCCAGUAACUUCAAUGACAUGCUGAGCUUGGCGUUGAGCGUAGUGCUCACCGUAAUGCUCGCCAUGGUCAUGUUCUCCAUGGGCUGCACUGUGGAUGCCGAAAAGCUGUGGGGCCACAUCAGACGACCCUGGGGCAUCGUCAUUGGCUUCCUUUGCCAGUUCGGCAUCAUGCCUUUCACAGCCUUCGCCUUGUCACUGGCCUUCGGUGUGCUGCCUGUGCAGGCCGUCGUCAUCAUCAUCAUGGGUUGCUGUCCUGGAGGCUCGGGCUCCAACAUUAUCUGCUACUGGCUGGAUGGAGACAUGGACCUAAGUGUCAGCAUGACUGCGUGUUCCUCCAUCCUGGCCUUGGGGAUGAUGCCUCUAUGCCUGCUCAUUUACACCUCCACCUGGACUUCUACCAGCACCAUCCAGAUCCCAUAUGACAGCAUUGGUAUCACUCUGCUGGCCCUUCUAGUCCCGAUAGCUCUGGGAAUAUAUGUUAAACGCAGGUGGCCCCGCUGGGCCAAAAAGAUCCUCAAGGUGGGAUCCAUAGCCGGCUUUGGUCUUAUUCUCAUCAUAGCGGUGGUUGGAGGAAUUCUCUACCAGUCCUCCUGGGACAUUGAUCCCUCCCUAUGGAUUAUUGGAACUAUCUACCCCUUCAUUGGUUUUGGCCUGGGGUUCCUCUUAGCCCGCUUCACGGGUCAACCCUGGAACAGAUGUCGAACCAUCGCAUUAGAGACGGGUUUCCAGAACUCCCAGCUGUGCAGCACCAUUGUCCAGCUGUCCUUCAGCCCUGCUGAGUUGGAGGUCAUGUUUUCGUUCCCCCUCAUCUACAGCAUCUUCCAGCUGGUGGUGGCCGUCCUUUCAGUCGGAUCAUAUCAGGCAUAUAAACGAUUGUGUCACCCAGCUGAUGAAGAGACUGAGGAUGCAUCCCUGGAAGCCGGCGAAGGCGAAUCAAAGAAGGCUCACGCUGUGGAGAACAGCGCCUUCGAGUGUGAUGACAAAGUUCACAGCAGCGAGAAGGGGCGGGAGGUCAGCGGGAUCACCCAGCUGUGAGAAGACCGACCUGCCAGUUAGAGCAUUUAGAUCUGCAGUAUGAACAUCCAGCGUCCCGCCACCAGUCAUGACAGCAGCCACGAGUCAACGGGGACCUCGCAGCGCCCCCUACAGGCUGACACUCGGCACUACAGGUCCUGUUUCUAAAAAACGUUUGGCAAGGCACGCGUGAAACUCCCCCCUCGUAUGUUCCUCCAACUAAAUAACUAACCUGUCAGACGAUGUUGAAGGCCCACUUUCCAUUUAAUUUAUUCAUAUUUAAUUAUAACCAACUGUGUGCGUUGUCAGAAAGCUCUUUUGGCCAAUGUACCUUGAUCAACGCAUCUACAUGUCUGUAUAUAUGUUCAUAAGAAGAUAUUUACUGUAAUGUGCGCUGAAUGGUGGAAGAUGAAACUGAAUACUAAUAUAAUGUGUUUAUGUGACAUUCAACAUUUAUCUGACAAAGAGUCAAAGACGUGUGUACAGAUCCAACGUUUCACUGGGGGUCAAACCCUCUAGUAGAGCACAAUGCCGUUAUGUUUUUAAAAUAAGUGUUCUUCAUUAUCCUGAUUCUCUAUCCUCAUGUAGCGGGUGAAAUCAGUGCAGUCUCGCCUGUGUUUUCUCUGCUCUUUCAGUUACUCUUAGUUCUUCUACGCCUCAUUUAUGUGAAACAGCUAAUUCUUAGAAUUUUUUUUAAUACAUAAACCUGUUUUAACAUAUAUAUUUAUGAAACAUAUUCACAGCUCAUUUAUUUGUCCUCUGUAUUACGCAAUUGUAAAAAACAACAACAUCUGAAUUCCGUGGAGCUACAUUAAAGUAUUUUACAAAACA
Molecule: messenger RNA, 2293 nt
Organism: Gasterosteus aculeatus aculeatus (three-spined stickleback)
Lineage: Eukaryota; Metazoa; Chordata; Actinopteri; Perciformes; Gasterosteidae
Gene: slc10a2
Product: solute carrier family 10 member 2
Biological process (GO): bile acid and bile salt transport
Cellular component (GO): apical plasma membrane
Molecular function (GO): bile acid:sodium symporter activity
Source: RefSeq, a predicted model, not a curated record